CAUGGAAUUUUUAGUAAACUCUGGACUAGAUAUGCAGAGAUUAAUUUUUAAUUGAGAAAGGAAACGUGAAGAAAAAAAUUUAGUUUGAUAAUCACAUGCACGCGUUUUUAUCUAUUUGUUACUAUGAGGAUAAAUAAAGUGCGCAAUGUAAAAAAUGGACGGGGUUGAAUAAAUUUCUAGGUAGUUUUUUAAAAUGCGUUCUGAAUGAUACGUUAAGCGCCAUCUUGUGGACUAAUUUGACAACUAUUGCAGUAUCCUUACUGUGUAAUGACACGUUGCAAUAAAUAUAAUACGGGGGUGUUUAAAUAAUGAAAAUAGGAGUAAUCGGUGCAGGACCGGCGGGACUGGUAUCGCUGAAGUACGCUUUGGAUGAAGGGCACGAGUGUACCGUUUUCGAACAGACCGGAGUUCUUGGAGGUACAUGGGUUUAUACUGACAAAAUUCGUAAGGAUGAAAAUGGCAUACCGAUCCACUCGUCGAUGUACAAGGGAAUGAGGACCAAUCUGCCGAAAGAGGUAAUGUAUUUUAUAGAUUUUCCGUAUCCAAAGGAGGAAAUAAAAUCGUAUCUUAGUCAGACUCAAGUAUUAGAUUAUUUUAAUAACUACGCGAAGGUCUUUGAUUUGCAAAAAUGGAUCAAGUAUUACAAGUGCGUCACAUGCGUGGAACCCUUAAACAAUUCGAAUUGGUCGUUAAUAGUGAGCGAUGUGAAAAGCGGGUCACAAGAGUUUUACCAAUUUGACUCGGUCUUUGUAUGCAAUGGUCACUACAGCUCUCCGACGAUUCCCAACAUUCGUGGACAAAGUGUAUACAGGGGUAAACAGCUUCAUAGUCACGACUAUCGUAAACCCGAGCCGUAUUUAAAUCAACGUGUGCUAGUGGUUGGUGGGGGAUCAUCUGGUACCGAUAUUGCUGCAAAGAUAGCCGAGUUAGCUGACCAUGUGUUUUUGAGUUGUCGACAUAAGGAAAAGAUCGUCUCGCGAAAAAAUUUAUCGACGAAGCCCGAGAUUACAGAGCUUAGUGACUACGGUGCAACUUUUCAAGACGGUACCAAAGAAGAUGUGGAUGUUAUUCUGUAUUGUACCGGUUAUGCCUACACGUACCCAUUCCUUUCCGAAGCUUGUGGUAUAUCCGUUAAUGACAAUUGGGUGUAUCCGCUCUACAAGCACAUCGUCAACAUCAACCAUCCAACAAUGUUUUUUAUAGGCAUUCCUUUUUUAGUGCCCGUGAUACCCGUUUGUGACAUUCAAGUCAGAUUUUCUUUGGCUCAGUUAAGGAAAAAAUUCUUACCGCCGCUUAAACGUAUGCUGGAAGAACUCGAAGCUUACGUAAACGAGAGAGAAUUGAAAAACAUGCCCCUGCGAUACUACCACAAAAUUGGUAGCGAACAUUUAGCAGAAUAUUUCUUGGAGUUGUCCGAAGCAGCCGGCAUUCCAUCGGUACCGUUUGUCAUUAGUAAAUUAUAUGCAAGAGCCCGAAUGGAUAGGAAUUUAGAAGAUUGUUUUCAAAUCGUAGAUGGAGAACAUUUUAUACAACUUUAACGUUAACCAGCAUUGUUGAAUAGAGCUCGGAAUAUAGUUAACACAUCGUUCAAUAAGCCCCCGGACUAACUAAGGAAACCGAAUUUGUUUCGCAAAGUUCAUUUUUAUUCAUCAACAUAAUCACCUUCAAGAGCUAUACAACCAUUCCAACGCUUAUCUAAUAAUCGAUACCAUGCUUGUAAUCGAUUUCUCCUUGUCCUCAAAGUAACCUUCAGUUACAGCAAUGACUUCCUAAUUUUAGCCAGAAUUUUUUCCCCUGGGCCAUCUUUUUGAGACGAGAAAACAGCCAGUAGUCGCUAGGUGUUACAUGUGGAGAGUAUAGUGGGUGGGGAAGCAGAUUGAAGCCCAACUCGUUCACUUUCACCACAGUAGCUUUGCUGUUUAUGAUCCAAUUGACGUGAAAAUGAGACACAUGUCAUUUAAAGAUUGGUUCUUUCGAAAAACGAAGCAGAUUUUACUAACGCGAUCUGUGUGUCAGUCCCGGUACUUAUUGAACGAUGUAUUAUAUUGACCUUAACCUACCUCACCUGCAAGUUAAAAAAAUGAACUGUAUGUUUCGUAGUAAUAUAAUGGCCGACAAAGCGACUUGCAAACGUAAUUAAAUACAAUAUGCAAAAA
Messenger RNA from Photinus pyralis (common eastern firefly), 2156 nucleotides. RefSeq names its product dimethylaniline monooxygenase [N-oxide-forming] 2-like. The coding region runs from base 309 to 1538 and encodes 409 amino acids. Lineage: Eukaryota; Metazoa; Arthropoda; Insecta; Coleoptera; Lampyridae. The record is from RefSeq and is a predicted model, not a curated record. Gene Ontology annotation, molecular function: NADP binding; flavin adenine dinucleotide binding; N,N-dimethylaniline monooxygenase activity. The transcript has 7 exons.